Astyanax mexicanus (Mexican tetra) is the source of this 1032-nucleotide messenger RNA. RefSeq lists its product as uncharacterized. The record is from RefSeq and is a predicted model, not a curated record. The coding region runs from base 89 to 763 and encodes 224 amino acids. The transcript has 3 exons. NCBI's taxonomy places the organism in Eukaryota, Metazoa, Chordata, Actinopteri, Characiformes, Acestrorhamphidae. Gene Ontology annotation, cellular component: cytosol.
UUAAAGAAGAGCAGCAUCUCCUCUCACAGCAGACCAGUCCAACAGUUUAGCAGUAGCUGUGAAUCUAACUACUGAAGAGAAGGUGAAGAUGAACUCUGCUGCAUUUUCCUGUGCAUUUUUUCUGCUAUUUCUGGGCCAUUGUUUAGCCUCCAAGCAACAAGUGGACAUCUAUGAAAAUCUCUGGAACAACAACAUGGACAUUGCCAACAAAACGCUCCAUCUCGAUUUCUUGGUACAAAUGCAGAACGGCAGCCUGCAGGCUGAGCGCUACGUUAACUUCACCCUGCAGGACAUCAACUACCUGCUGAAAGUGACUGAGAUGCUAAAGCAGAUGAGCCAGACGGUCAAACGUCCACAUGACCUGAGCGAUUUCAUGAAAGGCCGAUAUAAUAGUUACAAGAGCUUUGCAGACUCAUUCCUCAGCCAGUAUUUCCUCAAGGCCGCACCACCCAUCAGUCCCACACCAGCCAUGAAGAAGUAUCUGUCUGACUACAAUGCAGUGAUGAAUGUGAAAGAUCCAAUCUACUUCACUGUGUCUCUCUUGCCCUGCUCCAGGCUUUGGCUCUGGCUAGCUAAUAACUUAGACAUCCCCAAAACCAAUGCCUACUACACAUGGAAAGAAGGCAAUAUGAGUGGCCACCCUGAAAAGCAUUACAAGGACAUUCUGAACAAGCACCUGAACACAGAUAAGAAAGUGCAGAAGGCCAACCGCAUCUUCCGAAUGCAAAUGCAGAAUGAGCAUGACUUCUUUGCCACCUCUUGAGCCAAUUAUUAAUUAAUAGUGCCAAAAAGGGUUCUAUUGAGAUGAUUUAAUAUGAGAAAUAUUUUAGGAUGCAUUAAGAAUCUUUCAGUGGGUAAUAAAAAAUUAUAUAAAUUGGACGGUUCUGGUGUUUCUUCAGCACUGCUGUUACAACGUAUUUUUGGCAUCCUUAUUUUUAAACAUGUAAGACCUGUAAUUUGGCAUACAGAGCCUUUUUUAUUCAUCUUAAAUGUGUAAAUAUGCUGCAAAUGAAUAAAACACCCAUUACCAGC